AACGUUUUUUUGUUGUUGUUCGUCGGCUUUUGUUUGAGCACGGCGGAAUUCCGCCAAGCGAGGGACCGGAAGUGGCUUCUGGGGCCUCGCCGCACACGUGGGGACGGAGAGGAGCGCCGCGACUGCGACGACGACGAGAAGCAUGGGGAAGAAGACGCGCAACCAGCGCAAGGCGUCGUCGCUUGCGGAGCAGGCGGCGCAGGACGCCUUCUCGGGGGUCCCACACACCCUGGUGUUCUCACGCGGCACCCCGUCGCACACGCUCACGCAGCUCGUGACCGACACAAGGCGUGUCAUGCAGCCCUACACCGCCAGCAGCCUCAAGGUUGGCCGCAAGAACGUCCUCAAAGAUUUUGUAACCGUGUCCGGCCCCUUGGGCAUCACGCAUUUCAUGAUUUUCUCCAAAACUUUGGACGGCAUCAACCUGAAACUCGCGCGCAUUCCCAACGGACCGACAAUAACGUUCAAAGUGAAUGAGUACUGCCUGCACAGGGACGUGGUGUCUUCCAUCAAGAGGCACCGCAUGCACGAGGAGCAGUUCACGACGCCGCCGCUCCUCGUGUGCAACAACCUGUCGCGCGAGCACACGCACCUCAAGCUCACCGGCGCCAUGCUGCAGAACAUGUUCCCCAGCAUCAACGUGCACAAGGUCCGGCUGAACAUGAUAAAGCGCUGCGUCCUGUUUCACUACGACCCUGACACCAAGCUCAUGGACUUCCGCCACUAUAACUUGAGGGUGGUCCCUGUCGGCAUGAGCAAGGGAGUGAAGAAACUGCUGCAGGAGCGAUUCCCCAACAUGUCGCGGUUUUCAGACAUCAGCGACCUUUUGUUAAGGGGAGGGAACCUCUCGGAGAGCGAGGCGGAGGUGGAUGGAGACCACAACAUCACCGAGCUGCCCCAGUCUCUGGCGGGCCGCGGCAACAUGGCCGCCCAACAGAGUGCGGUGCGGCUCACGGAGAUCGGUCCCCGAAUGACUUUGCAGCUCAUCAAGAUCGAGGAGGGCCUGUGCCAGGGGAAGGUCCUGUUCCACGAGUUUGAGCACAAGUCGGAAGAUGAGCUCGCGAAAAUGCUGCGUCGACGCGAGGCGAAGCUCAUGCUGAAGGACGAGCGGCGGCGCAGGCAGGAGGACGACGUGAUGCGCAAAGUGGACGAGCGGGAGAAAAACCGGUUGCGCAGCCUGGCCGGCAUGAAGCGGAAGCUGUCCCAGGUGCAGGAGGCGGACAGCGACGCCGAGGACCCCUGCUCGUCCGGGAAGCCGGGCGGCGGCGACGCCGUGGAGGAGGAGGAGGACGACGAGGCAGAGUUCUACCGUCAAGCAGUCGGGGAGGAGCCCGACGCAGAUCUCUUCCCAGCCAAGAGACGAAAAACUUCGCACGAAAGAACUCCCAACCGCGGUUACGAUAGGAGCGCGAGGGGCCGCGCCGGGGGGAGGGGAGGGACGGGCGGCGGGACGAGGGGUGGGAGCUUUGGGAGUGGGCGCGGGGGCAGCGCCGACCGAGGGCUCGCUCGCAGGGGCAGGGGUGGCAUGCAGGGCGAGAGAGGCAGAGGCCAGCGGUCCCCUGGUGGUCGUGGUGGUCGUGGUGGUGAUGGUGGUCGUGGUGGUCGUGGUGCUGGUGGUCGUGGUGCUGGUGGUCGUGGUCGUGGUGCUGGUGGUCGUGGUGCUGGUGGUCGUGGUGGUCGUGGUGGUCGUGGUGGUCGUGGCAGUGAUGGUGGUCGUGGUGGUCGUGGUCGUGGUGGGAGUCCAGGGAGGGGUUUUUCUCGGGACAGGGGGGGUGCCGGAGGCGCAGGGGCGAGGUUCAGGACCCCAGAGGCUCGCAACGAGAGGUUGAGGAACAGCAGGCCCAAGGCUGCCAAGGGCUCGGGUGGGAGAGGUAGGAAGUUUAAGUGAAGCGCCAUCGCAGUGGAGCGAUGGGAGACGCCGGCGCGACACGCUGCUGCUGCUGCUGCAGCUGUUUGAGGGCGCUGUGCGGGCGACACGGGCAGCACGUUCAGACUCGACCCGUCGCCAUUCGCCACGGCCAGGACUGAGAGAGGCAUUGUCACAGUUUGGUAUCUUGAUUCAAGUAAAGAAUAUAACUUUUGUUUUAUUUGUACCAUAUUUUUUGUCUAGUCUACCUAGAAUGUUAUCGUACGUUCCCCGAGCCCAAACGUCGCAUUUACUUUUAAGAAAACCCACGAUUUAUUUUUAUACAAUGUAACGAUUCUCCCACCUUCCCGUGAAAUUAAUUAUUGAUAUUCGGGGUCACGAUUCAAGAUUCGAUUUUUUUAAAAUUGACAUUGCGCUGAAUGUAACGACCUCUUGUUGCCGAUUAAAAGAUCGAUUCCCGCUUGGGUGCGGAGGAUGUAUUGCGAGAUGGUAGAUCGACAUGAUCCCCUUCACAGCCCGGUGCCAUCUAUUUUCAACGAUGCCUCCGAGAAGGCCGUGUGGCUGAUGGAAUGUGCUGAACAACCUUUUCCGUGAAGGGACAGAUGUGUAACUGAGUUGUACCGUCUGCUUGUUCCCUGUUAUACGCUCCACAACGACGCAUGAUGAUUAUUUUUUUUGGGGCACAGGCAGGUGCUGUAGACUCGGUUAUCCACGUGCGAUUUAUCCGACUUGAGGAUUAACCGCGCACCUGAGAUUUUUUUAAAAUGAAUAACUCGUGGAUUUUCCCUUAAGCCCUAAUUAAUAAUCUAAACACUGUUACACAUUGUUAUUCUUGGAAAUGUUUAUUACAAUUCACACGGUGCUUAAACCGAACAUAUAUGUGCUCUGGUUAAUCCGAAAGCCACGUGAUCGCCUCUACAGUACAGUAGUUGUAGUUCUUUACAACAGUGGGCGGAGUUUGAUUGCUGUUGAUUGGCGUGGCUCUGCUGCUGUCCACUUGGUGGGCCGAGUCUUCUGUGAGGGAGCAGGAAAAUUCCGUCACUGAGCACGCGCAUCAAUCAGUCGAUUCUUUCCUUCAAAUGUUUCUUUUUGUUCAUUAACAAACAAAAUUUUCUUUACUUCAAAAUAAUGCUUACCUUUAUUAGUGGGUUUUUUGGCAUAGAGAUCCACGGAAAAUGUAUCCUUUUUGGAUUAUCCGCGAUUUUUAAUUAUCCCCCGGCGUCCUCCCUGUCAUGAACGCGGAUGAUCGAGAGUCGACUGUAGUUGAGUGGCCAAGAGGAGUGGUGAAGACGGACGGAGAUCGCUUGGCGUUAGGGCAGGGAGGUGGUGGGAGUGAGUGCGUAACGUUGAAGCGUCUCACGCGCUUGAGUGGAAAGUUGUUGGCAGCACGUUGUCUUCAAAUUGAGAUGAAAUGUGGGAAUAAAUCUUCCCCUUUUUAACUGAGAAA
Messenger RNA from Petromyzon marinus (sea lamprey), 3314 nucleotides. It is a transcript of the gene PPAN, whose product is annotated as peter pan homolog. Gene Ontology annotation, molecular function: rRNA binding. Lineage: Eukaryota; Metazoa; Chordata; Hyperoartia; Petromyzontiformes; Petromyzontidae. Gene Ontology annotation, cellular component: preribosome, large subunit precursor. Gene Ontology annotation, biological process: rRNA processing; ribosomal large subunit assembly. The record is from RefSeq and is a predicted model, not a curated record.